AGGAGCGAAAAGGAGUUCCUGAAGCGAACGGCGGCACAUUGGCCUGGUCGCUCAUCCUGGAUCAGCAGUAAUGCUGAGCCGCCGGCAGGGGCCCCCUGCUGGGGAGAGAUCCUCAGCCGGACCUUGGGGCAGGGCGGCUGGACACUGAGGGUGUCCUCUGUCGGUGGCAUGGCCAGGGAGAGGCGGCACUGGCGCCUGGUGCUGAGGGGCUGCCUGCUGCUGGCCACUCUCUGCCUCAUCGUCCACAUCUACCUGCAACUCAGCAGGCGGGCCUGGCCGUCUCGAGCUGAUCCGAAUGGCUCACCAGCCCGGGCACUGUCUAGGGCAGAACCCACCAGCAGGAGGACCCCAUCGCCGUGGAGACCGACCAUCCGUCCAGCCUUGGGGAAGGGCAAAGGGACCGGGAGCACCGUUGUGGCCUCCAGCUCCUGCCCGCUCGCAGUGCCUCGCAGAAAGAUUCCACGCUGGCAUAUCGAGCUGCAGCCCUGGGCCGCUCCACAACACACAUUUCGGGAGGAAGCCUUACGAUUCCUCUCCUACAUAAAGACCCUGCAGGUGUCCUGUGCCCCCCCAAUUGGAGGUGGUCCAGCCACAGACCUGGAGCAACUGGGGGGGCCCUGGCAGGUGUGUCUGGAUGCACGUUACAGGCUGGCACAGCGAAUCAGGGACAGGCAGUGCCGCGUCUACUCCCUGGGGCUGGGUGCAGAUGCCCGUCAGCUCGAGUUGGCCCUGGCGCGAUCUGGGUGUGAGGUACAUCGCUUCGACCCCAGCGGCCCCCGGGGUCACCAGCACGACUCCGCCAUGUGGCACCACAGCCUCUCAGUGGGCUGGCGGGACCCCAACCCCGCUGUGCCCCCCCCACAGCAGCGCGGCACUGCCAAGAAACUGGCCACUAUCCUCAGCGCCUUCGGGCACAGGACGAUCGACGUGCUGAAAGCCGACAUGGAAAGCGCGGAGUGGAAGAUCCUGGAGAACCUGAUAUUGGAUGAUGUCCUGCCGGAUAUCGGGCAGCUCCUGCUAGAGGUGCACCUGCACUGGCCUGGCUUCGAGGUGGGUGGGGACGACGCCACCGUGGUACGCUAUUGGUUCAGCCUGUUGAAGGAGCUGGAGUGCAGCCACUUCCAGCUCUUCUACAGCCAGAGCGACAGCAGGAGGCCACGCCUCUUCCUGCGCCAGGACAUGUUCAACAGCAGCAGCGUCUACACCCUGGGCUGGGUGAACUCCAGAUGGAGGCCACGCUGAAGCUCCGCAAAGGCAACUGACAAAGCAAUCCGUCUUUACGCAACAUCCACGUCGUGCGAGAACAUGUCGAGGCGGCCUUCAGCCACUCCCCGCAACCUCCGACAUAUGGUGCCUCCAUGACUUCGCAUCACCUUCUGGUGUCCACCACCCCCCCAGAGAAAAACAAAAAACGGAAGCUGGUCCAUUUUCCCUGAGCUGCCAGGGGUGCUGUGGCCAGUCUGUGUGGCCCAUUUAGAUAAAUCUGUAGAUGUCUCAGUGCCUCUAUGGGAUUGGCAUAACUCAGCUGCCACGGCUGCUCUUCUAAACAUGGCCAAAAGGGGAGCCAGUGAGCUGAAACAGGCCUGAAGCCUGCUGGGAAUGCAUAACUCAAGGGUGACCAAAGAUGCUAUGGAGUUCUUACCUAACUUUUUUUUUUUUUUUAAAGUUUUUUGGGUUCUUUUGAUUGCUUGAACUUUAAAGGGCAGAUGAAGAAAAAAAAAAGAAUUUACUUGUGUUGACCCUGCAACCUCUGCUGUCUGGCAUAGAAAAAUGACCCACUCCCACAUUUCCGCAUCACAAAUUCUCACGGUGUCAGUGGGGUCCAUAUAAAAACAUUUCUGCUGCCUCUGAACCGUGACACGGCUGGCAUCAGCGUUAUAGGAACUUUCAGGAAUUGCAGGCUUUUUUGUUAAAAAUUUGCUUUGUCAAAAAGUGUUUUAAUUGCUAUGCAGAUUUCAGGUUUGGGAGGUCGGGCCCCAUUUCCUGCAGGGCAUCCAGGUGCCAGAUAAAUGGGGUGACCGAGGUCGGACCUUGUGAUCAGUGGAAGCUCCGGGGGGACGCCUACGGCCAACCCUAGCUGCAAGCUGGCCUUCUAGAACAAAGGCCACGGCAAAAGCGAAAUGCAAGAGCAGACGCCGGUAAAAUUACAGGCGAGGGAACAGGCAUCUCAGCACGGUCCCAGGUUGGGGGAGAGAAAAUGGCCUCAAUGAAAUUAUUAUGCCUUUGAAUAUUAAAAUGUCAAGCUGGCCGCUGACAGCAUUAGCUCA
Brienomyrus brachyistius is the source of this 2267-nucleotide messenger RNA. RefSeq names its product methyltransferase like 24 (gene mettl24). The transcript is spliced from 5 exons. Bases 169 to 1242 code for a protein of 357 amino acids. Lineage: Eukaryota; Metazoa; Chordata; Actinopteri; Osteoglossiformes; Mormyridae. The record is from RefSeq and is a predicted model, not a curated record.